AUGCCACCCCGGGCGUUUCCGUUCCCAUUCAGAGUGGGCACAGACAUUUGCAGUAUCUCUAGGCUACGUAGCGUUAUUACCAGGCGCAACGAUGGCGAUCCGCUGCGUCCGCUACACCAAUUCUUGAAGAGAGUUCUUACCAGUCAUGAACAACAGUACUUUUGGCAGCGUUUUGCAUCUGCAGACGAUAUUCUCACAAAAACUGAUGCUGUUGCUGCAUUCCUCGCAGGCCGCUCACAUGAUAAAAGAUUUGCUGCAAAGGAGGCAUGUCGCAAAGCAUGCGACCAUCUAGAUAAAAACUCCAGAGGCUUCCAACAAAUCAUAAUUCUUCCCAUUACUUCACUGAAUCGUAACGAACACCAAUCAUCGCGUCCACAAGGCUUAAUUCUUGAUGAGGUCUAUAAAACACAGGCCCUUCCGACUGAUUCUAUGGGUGCUAGUUUGGGCGACAAGGGGCGAUCUCCUCUUCUUCUCAAUGUGCAUGAGUUGGAGGGACAGCUAUGCGAAAUUAGCAUUAGCCAUGAUGGAGACUUCGCGACUGCAGUAGCUAUCGUGCCAUCUAUGAAAGGAGACAGCAGCCUGUAG
Bipolaris maydis ATCC 48331 is the source of this 585-nucleotide messenger RNA. NCBI's taxonomy places the organism in Eukaryota, Fungi, Ascomycota, Dothideomycetes, Pleosporales, Pleosporaceae. The record is from RefSeq and is a predicted model, not a curated record.